AAUUCAAUCCUGGCCCAGGCGGGGUCUGCUGCACUGAUGUCACAGGAAGCGGGGAGGUUUCCCUUCGGCUCGCGAGCGCUUCUCAACCUGACGGGGCUCCCAGGCUCAGACCGGAGCCAGUCCGCCUGCCUCUCCCUUCCCUCGCGGUCCGGCUCGGGAUCCUGGCGGGAUCCAUCCUGAUCCCUCGCUUUUGGCUGCAUUCUUUGGAGGGAGAGACGCUCAGCACACUUGGAGGUCUGCUCUCGUGCUUUGGGGCUACUUCUUCUUCUUCUUUUUUUUUGCUGGACUAUAGCACAAAACGACAUUGCCUAGAUUGAGUGAUGGAGGCCAAAUGGAUCAUACAGCUACUAUUCUUCUGCAUCAUUAACUCAGUUUGUGUCACCGCAAUUCCAGAAGAAAAGGAAGGGAACUCUACUGAUGAACACUUACUAACAAGUGAUGGAAAUGUGACAGAUGAGAUGCAUUCACUAGGUGUUACCAAGAAUAAAAUCAUGAUAGCACAGUUUGAAUGUUACCAGAAAAUUAUGCAAACUCCAGUAAAUAACAAUCAAGAACCUCACUGCAACAGAACAUGGGAUGGAUGGUUAUGCUGGGAUGAUGUUCCUGCAGGAAAAACAGUAAUGCAGAACUGUCCUGACUACUUCCAGGAUUUUGACACUUCAGAAAAAGUUUAUAAGACGUGUGAAGAUAAUGGACAGUGGUUUCUACACCCUAAGAGUAACAGAACAUGGACAAACUACACACUCUGUAGUGCAGAAAUACCAUCAAAAUUGCAGACAGCUUUGAAUUUGUAUUAUCUCACUAUCAUUGGGCAUAGCCUUUCCAUUGUUUCACUUUUGAUUUCUCUUGUCAUAUUCUUUUAUUUUAAGAGCCUGAGUUGCCAGAGGAUCACUUUGCAUAAAAAUCUCUUUUUCUCCUUUGUUUGCAACUCUGUGGCUACAAUCAUCUGUCUGACAGGAGUUGCCAGCAAUCAACAGCUUGUUGCCGCGAAUCCUGUUGGAUGCAAAGUGGCUCAUUUCUUUCAGCUUUAUUUUAUGAUGUGCAAUUACUUCUGGAUGCUCUGUGAAGGCAUUUACCUGCAUACACUCAUUGUGGUGGCUGUAUUUGCAGAAAAACAGCACUUGCUGUGGUAUUACCUUCUUGGAUGGGGUUUCCCACUGAUUCCUGCUUUCAUACAUGCAGUAGCAAGAAGGAUAUACUUCAAUGACAACUGCUGGAUCCGUUCAGACACGCAUCUGUUGUACAUCGUCCAUGGUCCAAUUUGUGCUGCUCUGUUGGUGAAUCUCUUUUUCCUCUUGAACAUUGUUCGGGUUUUGAUAACCAAGCUCAAAGUUACCCACCAGGCAGAAUCCAAUCUCUACAUGAAGGCUGUCAGAGCCACCCUCAUAUUGGUGCCACUUCUUGGUAUUGAAUUUGUGUUGGUUCCCUGGCGACCAGAGGGCCGCAUCGCAGAAGAGGUUUAUGACUAUGUGAUGCACAUCCUUACGCACUAUCAGGGCUUGCUUGUGGCAACAAUUUUCUGCUUCUUUAAUGGAGAGGUCCAGUCUGUCCUGAGAAGGAACUGGCAUCAAUAUAAGAUCCAAUUUGAGCAUAGUUUUGCCCACUCGGAUGCUCUUCGCUCAGCUUCAUACACCGUCUCGUCUUCAAUCACUGAUGCUCAGAGCUUCACCUAUAAUCAUGAAUGCAACAGUGAACAUUUAAAUGGGAAAAACUAUCAUGACAUGGACAAUGUGAUAUUUAAAGCUGAGAAGUUAUAUGGCUGAAUAGAGAAGACUCUUUAUGCCCAACCCACCCGUAAUGUUUUGCGUGGAUACCUUUGUGAAGAAAGAGGAUCUUCUUUUUUUGUUUUCUUUUUUGUCAAGUGUUGUCGAAGAUGGUUGUUCUUGAAAGAUACAGUGAAUUUGUUUCUCGCACCUGCACAUGCUGUUACUUAGCUUGGCAUGUGUGGGUUCGCUCUUGGUUGUUUAUACACUGAAGCAGGUCAUGCCCAUCAACUGAACUUUGGAACAGCUUUGACUCCUGGAUUCCCCGCAUUGAAAGAAAUACUGGUUGAAAUUUGGGAUCAGUCAUGCUCUAAGUAUAUGCAGACGAAUGUGUAUGUUUUUUUACAUAUGAAGACGUAUCAAGACAAAUCAAUGUUGCCAAUUCAGUUUCUACUGUGUAGACAAAGUGGGCAAUUAUUUUGUAUGAAGGGAAUCAAAGAAAAGUUCCUUAUUUUUUUCUCCCAGCAGUUUGUAAUAUGACUGGGUUUUCUUGGAGGUCAUUUUGUUUGUUGACAAAAAAUACCCUUGUAAAUAUUGUAUUUAGCAUAUUAUGUUGUCUUAAGUGCAGCCAACAGAGAUGUUGAGAAAGGAUGCAGUCAUGACAAUGCAUUCUUCAUGUUGUCUGUACAACAUUUAAUUCUGACAAAGAUAGGGGGAAAAAUCUGCGAUAUUUUAAACUGCGAGUGUUAUAAAGCUCUUAGGAAUUUUAGGGCCAGCACUGUAUGAUAUACCUCUGCCUUUUUCCUCCACAGAGAGUCUCUCAUAAGAAAGAAUGGAUAACUAGAGUCACAAUCCUUGGUUGCCAUUGUUCUCUUCUAAGCAUAGCAGUUCUGUGGAGUAUCUAUGCUUGCAUCAGUUUCCUUUCCCUCAAAAUAACUUAUUUGACUUCUUCUCAUGCUUUCGUGUGACCCUCUCCAGUAAAGUGAACUGGAGCACAUCAACAGAAUUGAAUAGCCUCUAUAGCAGUGGUUCUCAACCUCUGGGUCCCCAGGUGUUUUGGACUACAACUCCCAGAAAUCCCAGCUAGUUUACCAGCUGUUAGGAUUUCUGGGAGAUGGAGGCCAAAACAACUAGGGACCCACAGGUUGAGAACCACUGCUAUAUAGGGUUGGUUCUGGUGACUGUGGCUGUUUGAUAUGUAAUAAAUCAAUUAGGCACUGUUCUUACCUCAAAGACCUGUAAUCCUUACCUACUUAGUAAAAAGAAAGGGAAGUUGGCACCUUUAAAUGUUUCAGACUGGUUUCCUUGACCAGAUGUUUAGCCUCAGAGGAAAGUUAGCAGACAACAAGCUAUGCAGUCUUCUGAGGUACAGACUGUCGGAACCCAGACACCUUAAAGAGCCAGACUCAGGAGUAUGUCCAAAAGGAUAGUUUAUUAAAGCAAAGUAAACAGGACUCAGAGACACUUGCUUCAGUGCCUCUGGUCAAAACUCAAAAGUUGUAACAGUUUCUAGCUUAAAAAACAAACAUAGUCAAUAAUCUGGAUUAUCCUGGCAAAAAAACACGGAUUAUACAGGAGUUCUUCCAAAACACCCCAAAACUCACACAGUAAAAGGAAAACAAUCCAAUAAAGAGCCGUGAAGAAGAUUUGUUGUCCAAAUGAAGUCCAAAGUCGAAGAAAUCAAAGUCCAAAGUUGAAAGGUUCCAAAGUCCACAAGGCAGCAUCGUCAUCAAAAGCAGUCCGAAGUCAAGGAGAGAGGAAAUCCGCACUUACGAGAAUCCAAGCCGGUCAGUACACGAAGCAAAACAGCAACCUGCAGAUCCAGGACCCAAGCCCAACAGGAAAGCUGCAGCGACAAGACCCAAGGCACAAAACCAACACUUUGCCUACUGCAUAGUACUAACUAUUCAGUGCCUACUUUUAUCUUACAACUCAUCAUCCGAUGAUGAGCUACCCUCCACCCCGUCCUCAUCACUCUCAGCUGGUUUAGCUUCCACAGCUGAGCGCCAACGCCCAUCCCUCCAACUCUUCCACCUCUUGUCAAGACUUAGGUCUCCCCAGGAUUCUACAGUAUCACCCGAUUGCCAAUCCCCACCAUCAGAAAACCCCGCAAAUGUGUCACUGGACAUUGGUUGUGUACACACAUUCUGAACCUCUUGUACCUUGGUCCAAUCUAGUGCUGGCUCCUCAUCCCCAUCACUCCCAGACCCAUCAUUCCCAGAAAAA
Molecule: messenger RNA, 3929 nt
Organism: Anolis sagrei ordinatus
Lineage: Eukaryota; Metazoa; Chordata; Lepidosauria; Squamata; Anolidae
Gene: CALCRL
Product: calcitonin receptor like receptor
Biological process (GO): angiogenesis; cell surface receptor signaling pathway; adenylate cyclase-activating G protein-coupled receptor signaling pathway
Cellular component (GO): plasma membrane
Molecular function (GO): calcitonin gene-related peptide receptor activity; adrenomedullin receptor activity; calcitonin receptor activity
Source: RefSeq, a predicted model, not a curated record